This is a messenger RNA of Antechinus flavipes (yellow-footed antechinus), 2582 nucleotides long. RefSeq names its product cAMP responsive element binding protein 5 (gene CREB5). Gene Ontology annotation, molecular function: cAMP response element binding; DNA-binding transcription factor activity, RNA polymerase II-specific. The coding region runs from base 68 to 1417 and encodes 449 amino acids. Gene Ontology annotation, biological process: regulation of transcription by RNA polymerase II. NCBI's taxonomy places the organism in Eukaryota, Metazoa, Chordata, Mammalia, Dasyuromorphia, Dasyuridae. The record is from RefSeq and is a predicted model, not a curated record. The transcript is spliced from 11 exons.
CGUGGUUCCUUCACCCAGGCUCCGCUCUUCCCUUCUCUACACUUGUUUGAUUUAUGAGGAAUCCAAGAUGAACUUGGAGCAGGAGAGGCCGUUCGUGUGCAGCGCCCCGGGCUGCUCGCAGCGCUUCCCGACCGAGGACCAUCUGAUGAUCCACAGACACAAGCAUGAGAUGACUUUGAAGUUUACCUCAAUAAAAACAGACAGUUUGUUAACAGAUCAGACCCCGACCCCCACGAGAUUCCUGAAGAAUUGUGAAGAGGUGGGCCUCUUCAAUGACAUCGACUGCUCCCUGGAGCACGAGUUCCGGAAAGCCCAGGAGGAGGAGACCACCAAAAGGACCAUCCCGAUGCACAGUGCGGUUGGCGGAGCGAUGCCGGGGCCUCAUCAGCUGGGCGCCACCCGGAUGCCCAACCACGACACCAGCGUUGUGAUCCAGCAGGCCAUGCCCUCUCCCCAGUCCAGCUCUGUGAUCACCCAGGCACCUUCCACGAACCGGCAGAUCGGGCCUGUCCCAGGCUCUCUAUCGUCACUACUGCACCUUCACAACAGACAGAGACAGCCCAUGCCAGCCUCUAUGCCCGGGACCCUGCCGAAUCCCACCAUGCCCGGCUCCUCAGCAGUCCUGAUGCCGAUGGAGAGGCAGAUGUCCGUGAACUCCAACCUCAUGGGGAUGCAAGCCCCCAACCUCAACAACCCCUGCGCGUCUCCCCAGGUGCAGCCGAUGCAUUCGGAGGCCAAGAUGAGGCUGAAGGCGGCCCUGACUCACCACCCCGCGGCCAUGUCCAACGGCAACAUGAACAGCAUGGGCCACAUGAUGGAGAUGAUGAGCUCCCGCCAGGAGCAGACGCCGCACCACCACCUGCACUCGCACCCGCAUCAGCACCAGACGCUGCCGCCCCACCACGCGUACCCGGCGCACCAGCACCAGCACCAGCACCCCGCCCACCACCCCCACCCGCAAGCCCACCACCAGCAGAGCCACCCGCAUCACCACUCCCACCUCCACGCGCACCCGGCCCACCACCAGAGCUCGCCACACCCCCCCCUGCACUCGGGCGGCCAAGCACAGGUUUCACCAGCGACCCAGCAGAUGCAGCCCACCCAGACGAUACAGCCGCCCCAGCCCACCGGGGGGCGUCGGCGGAGGGUGGUGGACGAAGACCCAGACGAGAGGCGGAGGAAGUUUCUGGAAAGGAACCGAGCAGCUGCCACCCGCUGCAGACAGAAGAGGAAGGUCUGGGUGAUGUCAUUGGAAAAAAAAGCGGAAGAACUCACCCAGACAAACAUGCAGCUUCAGAAUGAAGUUUCCAUGUUGAAAAAUGAGGUAGCCCAACUGAAACAGUUGCUGUUAACACAUAAAGACUGCCCAAUAACCGCCAUGCAGAAAGAGUCACAAGGCUAUCUAAGAAAGGAUUAACAAAAUCCCUAUUCAACUGCAGGAAGAGGGUCACAGUCUGCCUGGGAGGCUCUCUCUCCUCAUUGCAUCUUCUCAGAAUCCCUGACUCUUCAAGGCUCAACUCAACCGCCACCCAAACGAGGCUUUUCUUGAUUCCCCCACUUGUGUUUAUUGUGUGUGUUUACAUAUACAUGUGUGUAUCUGUAUCUGUACAUAUAUGUGUCAUACAUGCAUAUAUUAUUUAGUGUUUACAUAUAUAUGUAUUCUGUAUAUUCUGUAUUUACUUUUGUACUCCUCGCAUUCAAUAGAAUGUAACCAUCUUGAAAGAAAAAACUGACUCGCUCUUAUAUUUAUACCUGGAGAGUUCAACACAUAAGGGGGGCUUGAUAAAUACUUUUUUUUUUUGCUUGAUAAAUACUUAUUGAUUGUUUGGAGAAGCAACGCCAAUGAAAAAAGACAGAAAACUCCAACCAUCAGCCUGGUUAUCAAUUAGGAAAGUAAAUCAAAAACCCGAUGUCAUAAUGGUCAGAGAAGAAAUUAACCGGAAGGCCCAUCAGCUAUAAGAGGUAAUGUGGUAUAUUGGCUAGAGCACUAAACUUGAAGUAAAGAAGAUUUGGGUUUGAAUUACUAAGGACUUAAAAACUCUUCUCCUAUUACCAUGAUUCCAGAGGACAGACGGUGAAGAACGUUACCUGUUUCCUCUGCGAAGCAUUGGAUUCAAGAUGCAGAAAGAGACUCUCAUUUUUAGACUUGGCCAACAUGGACAUUUCUUUUGCUUGUCUGUGCAUAUUGGUUGCAAAGGGUUUUUUUUUGUUUUUUUGUUUUUUUCUGAGGGGGAGGUUGAAGAAGAAAAAAUAACUGUUUGAUAAUUGAAUCAAAUAAAAUUUAAUUUCAAAAAGAUUUGAAUUUGAAUUCUACUCCAGACUCAUACUAGUUUUGUGACACAGGUCAGGUUGCUUUGCUUCUCUGGACAUUUAUUUCCUCAUCUGCAAAAUAAAGGGGUUAGCCGUGAUCCAGAGGACUGAAUAUAAGGCAUGCUACCCAUUUCCUGGGUGAGAUGUGAUGGACUCAAUAUGCAGAAUGGGACGUGCAUUUUUAAGUUAUGGUCAGUGCAGAAAUUGACUUUGCCUAACUAAUUGUAUGUUACGAUGGUUUUCUUUUUAUUCAGUUGGAAAGAGAGGGGAAA